AUGUCGGGAGAAGAGCUCUCGCAAGCAGCGUUCUGCCUUCUUUAUUGUUUUGCCGUAGUCUCUGACAGCGAAGUUGUUAUCCAAAGGCCUAUUGCUACAACUCCCCCGCGGCGUGGAUGGAAGGAAGAGCUCGUCAGUCAAAGCAGCAGUGGGACCCAUGUUUCCAACGCCAGCGGGAUCUCUCUGGGAGAAGCCAUCAAACAUCAGUCAGGGAUUAAUCGGGGCAUGGAAGCGUGGUACCAGCCGUACACAGAGAUCGACACCAGUGAACUGAUAGCGGCCGUCGGGAGAAGGCUCGGACACACCAGCGGGGCUUCCGGUCUGACGGAGUUUCCAACUGCGGACGGGGGUCUGAUCACUCCGAGCGAUGAGUCCGGAAGGCAGCACGCCCCGAACUUAACACACACUCCGCUACUGGAAGUUCAGGACAGCCGCCUGUCUCCCAACCUCCCCCUGCUGACGACAUAUUCCACGCAAGGUCGGACCUUCUUCAACGAGACCCUCUUCCAGGCCUUGGGGACGGAUUUUGCUCCUUUGAGGGGGACACCCGACAAUUCCAGCUCGGCUUGUGAAACGUCAAGACCCCUGCAGGCAAGCGAAGCCGUACGGGCGGCGGCCCACGACGUCAGCUCGGAUGUCGACUGCUUUUCUCUAUCUCAGCACCCGUUUACUCUCAGCACCGUGACCCCUAGUAACACCAGCCCUGGCAGUUGCUUGUCCCAGUAUCCCUUGUCUUUUUCCAGACCGGCGCCGACGGAAUGGGGGUACGACAGCGGAGAGCACCCGCCUCACUUCGUUGCGGGCACCGACGCCUUGGUCUCCGAGGACAGGAACGCCCAGGUCCUCGGGAUGCAGAAGUUGCUAAACCAGCCAUCGGCCACAUCUCUUCCCCCGGAAGCGCCUCGAGGAACCGUCCCAAGCCACGACCCCUUCCUUUUGGACAGCACCGUGCCAGCCCCUCUCCUUCUGGAAAUGCUGGAGCGAGAGGUGGGGCUGCCUAAGGACUCUCGAUUCUUGUCGUCUUCCGAGAGCUCUUCCUGCAAAAGCGUCUUAGGAAAAGAUCCAGAGGGAAACGAAACAAACUGGCUAGCAGAGAAUACGGUUCCGGGACCGAGGGAAUCAGACGCGUUCGUAGCGCCGCAUCGAGAAGGUGGAAGGAGCGCUCCUGGGCCUGAAUCAUCUCGGCCGUUCUCCGACUCCGAGGGAAAGCCCUUUACAAAUGCCAGUUUACCAGGACGCUCGCCUGCCCAGACUUUGCGGGCGGCGUUGGCAAACCAGGGGCACGGUGCGGGCGAUCCUGGCACGAUUACGGGGUGGCUUCCGAGACCUUUGCCAGACGAGCAGCAGCAGCAGGUUUCUGCAGCUGAAAGUGAGAGAUCCAAAGAAGACCGUGUUUCAGCUGGGGCCUCUUCUAGACGUAACACCCCUGCACCCUUUCAAGUCACCGUAAGCCAAGCACUUGGGGAUACCGACGGUAAGCGGGUGAACAGUGCCGCACUGGGAACUCAGACUGAAGUGAACAAAAAAGACUUAACCCUUUCAGGCUACAGCAUCAAGAGAGAGCACAAGAAUACAGGGAUCUCCCGUUCUUUCGCCGAGGGGUCAUUUUUCGGGUACCUGGCUCACCCCAUAAACCAUUCUACUCCAGGGAUUGCUCCAGCCAGAGCCCUGUCACAGAAGGCUCCCGGUUUGGCCCCGCCAGUCCAGUCAGCUCUUCAGCCCCCUCCGUUUUCCUUCUGCACGGAGACUUUGACGAGCUCCCACGGCACCACCCGCAUCCCUUCGGUGGAGAAGCUCCGUGGGCUGUCCGGGGACGGCACCCUCCUGUCUUACACCGAGGAGCCUCCCACGCUCCGUAGCGAUCAAGAAGCCGGAAUCGGGAACAGCGAGAGCCUCCAGGCCCCGCAUCCCCUUAGAGGCAAAAUCCAGUCUCUGCCUUCUCUUAACUUCAUGGAGAAAGUCGGGGUGUGGAACACGAGCCGGUCGGCCGAGAAGAUGUCCGAUGCGCUGGCUUUGCAGAGCUCGAGCAGGGAUCCCCCCCGGCAGAAGGCCUACAGCGCCAUCACGGAUCCCUUAAACCACAUUUUGCUGAAACAGCAGAGCCAAUCCGAGCGGCGGGAGGGCCCGGCUGCUUCGCUCGCUGCAAGUUCCGUGGCCAGCUUGUGCAGCCUUGAUAAAAAGCCACCGAGCGCUUUCCCGCUGACCCGGUCUCGGUCUGAAAACUCCGUGAUCGCCGUCGGCCAAGAGGUUUCGAGGGCCGACGCCGGGAAGGAAAUAGAGCAGUCCGAGGACCCCCGGCCUGCUCACAAGAAGGACACCGUUUUGGAGCCCCCGGCGGCAAAGCGAAACGACGCCGAAGCAGAGGACCUGCAGGCCCAACGCUACACAGCCGUCCUUGUGUCCACCGUCUUAAGCGACGAGGAAACGGUCGAUAGUGUCGGCGGAGAACAGGUUCUGAAACGCUUCAUCACCAGCGAGAGGGUGGCUGAGCUGCUCCGAGAAGAAGCUGCCUCUCCGAGCGGCGACCCAGGAAAGACCGGUGGCCAUUGGGGCGACGCCGGAGUGUCGCCAUGCGCUCGUCUCAGCGCCAGCCAGCUCAGCAUGGACCAUUUCAGUGACGUUUCACCCGACAGCCUGAACCAAGUAAGCAGUUCCGUGGCAAGCAGCUGUGUCGACAUGAGGCUUUCUCCAAGACAGCUUUCCCUUCUUUCCGGGGAGUCACGUAUCAGUUUGGAAGAGGCCUCGGGGACCCGGUCUCCCUUGCCGAAGACUCCAGAUGAUGGGGAGAUCGAUAUAGAAGAGAGAAUACCGGUGUACCUCCGUAAUCUGGGCAUCGAUCAGUCACCUUCGUCCAUCCUGACUCCCUUCCUGCCCAGAGGGCCCAUCCGGGAAAUAGAAUUCUCACCAUCGGAGCUCCGAAUGAUGAAGGCCUCGACUGAUGCGUUCAGGCAAGGCUUUCAGGCAUCAGAAGGAGACUCCCGCUCCGUGGUAAACGUCACACAGUCAACUUUAAACUCUUCCGCUCACAGUGUACCUGUCCCUGCGGGCUCGGACGGCAGCCCCGAGACUUCCCUGCUCGCAGGUCUCUUGCCAAAGCCUUCCAGAGACCUGCUCGGCCAGGGCGAUGCAGAAUGUCACCCGGGGGCGCCACAUGCUCCCACCCCCCACCCUCCAGAGACCUUUCCCAAGCUUCCGGCCGUACCCCAGCUGUCAGAAUUGGGUCAAGAGACCCCAGAAGUUCCAGCUGCCCUCGUUAGCGCUGAAGAAGGACCCACAAGACGCGUUCAGGUGCUGGCGGACAGAUCGAGUCCAAAGGAAUUCGGAGCGGGUCAAGAGAAACGGCCCUCUGCCUCUUUUUCUGAAGAAGAGGAUCAGACGAGCCCGCGCGAAGAACCUCGUUCUUUACACGUCAGUUCUUCCGAGGAGGGAGAGAGGAAUCCUUUCUUGAGGUCCAAAACCCUGAAAGAGAUCCAGGAACUUUGGGCUCAGGCAGACGCUGUGAGUUCGCGCCAGUUUCUUCCUAUCCCCUCCGUCCCCUCCUCCAUGGGCCUGGGGAGUUCCUUUACGAGGACGGCAAAGACAGAAGACUGUGGAGCUUUCGGGUCCAUCCAGGAGAACAGCCCUGUGCUUCAGAGAGUAUGGUCGUGGGAUGAAACCCUGGCCAGGCAGAAUAUUCACGAGGACGCUUUGCGAACCAAAACCCUUAGCUUCGCAGGGAGCUUAAAAUGGGGAGGGACGCAUUCCGGAGACGUCAGCGGCAAUGCACCGAUAGCGGCAGAAGAGCCGAUGGCAUCAACGCAAGAAGAGAGGCGGUUGAAGUCUCCAGGAGCAGCUUCCCAAGGAGAGGGGCUGCCGAAAUCUACUGAGCGAUCAGAGCCGGAAGGUUGCAAUAGUGCAGCAGGAGCGAGAAACCUGCCUCUUAACGACCCUCUUCUCUUAAAGAGCUUUACGGGCUCUCCCAAGGAGUCACAGGCCGCUUCUGCCACCGAGCCCUCGAGCGGGAUCUCCGUUAUUUUGGAGGGCUUUCAACAAAUCUUGGAGAAGAUAGGGGAGGCCGGCAGUAAAGGGACCAGUAGCGUUCCUGGAAGCGAAAACAGCAGCAGCCUGGACUCACUGGGCAUCAGAGUGAAAAGCGUCUUGCGCGGUGACCGUCGGGUAACCCAUGCGGCGCAGUGGACGGAAGGGGGAGACCGGGACGGGCACGGACGGAAGCAAGCCUACGUGGAUCACGGCUUGUCUUUUGGCAGAGAGAACACCAAUGCCCAAGAAAGCGAGGGCAGCAGCAGCGCGGACUCUAUGGCAACCCGGGUCAGAACCCUGCUGGAAAAGGAGCAGCCCGUGAAGCACGCGGCCCAGAUCCUGCAGCGAGCCGAGGAGGAAGAGAGGAAAGCGCUCCUGCAGGUGAAACUGAAGCUGGCUGCUGAGUCCUCAGACUCUUCGUUUGACCUAACCAGAGAAGACCGGCGGAAGAUUGAGGAGAUCAAGUCAGAACUGCUUCUGAGUGACAAAGCAGAAAUUCAGGAGCGACUGUGGGGGAGCAGCUAUGGAGGAAUCUCCGGUCCCUUUGGGAAGCCAGAGGUGGGGGGGCGCUCAAUGGUUCCAGGAGACUCUGAACCAAUCAGGGGGAUCCCGAUGCCCAACACGCACUUUGCUACGUUUCCAGUUCAGGCCCGACCUGCGUGUGGAACUGAUUACACCCUUCCGAGGGACUCUGAACUCAAGCCUUCGAACAGCGUCCAGAGUUCCACCUGCGCCCAGCCUCAGGCACACACAGAUGAGCCCGUGGAUUCCAGCCCCGGUUUCCAUGGCCACUGGGCUCCGGACAGAGGUGCGUGUCUGUCAGCAGGAGAGAAAGGGAGCAUCUCAGCCGAGGCCGGAUCAGCCGCAGGCAGCUCCCCCUCAGAAGCGGCCAAGCAAAUCACCUCCAUCACUUUUGCAUCGCGGAAGCGGUCUCCCCCGCCGCCACCUGCUUCCCCUGUGCCCUCCGCGGGCCUCGCUGGAUCCGUCCCUCACGAUCUGGUACGUUUGGAAGCCAAAUCAUUUGGCAGGGAACAGCUGGGGCCUCGCGGACAGCUGCCGGAUGCUCUUAACCCCUCCGCUCCUGCAAGCUCGGCAGCCGCUUACCUGCGAGAGGAUGUUGGGUUUUCUCCAGGGGGAGGCAGUCAACCUGUGUCCCUUGUUGUCAGCGGGGACGAGUCUUCUAAAAGAAAAGGCACUGCGUUGGAGGAAAAUGCCCAAACCAACCCUGUUGAACAGAAGGCCCGUUUUGUUACAGAGAACCACGAAAAAGCAGUGGUAACUUCUCACAUUUUUACUGGGCUGAGAGGAAACGACAGGCCUUUGGUUGGUGGCCAUUUUGAGAAAGUUGACCCGGGAGGAAAGAUGGCCGAUUGGCCCCCUUCCAUGCACCUGCCGCAACGAGCAACGGAAAAAGAUUACACCCAGGGUGGAUUUUCAGGGUCCUUUGGAAGCUCUGGACAUGAUUUGAGUAGUUUGGGAGAGCCUGACGCCAGGGAGAGCGUUCUGUCGCCCUCUUCCUCCCCGGUUCGCGUUUCGGUUGUCAUGCCAUCUCCGUCGUCACCAACCCGGAAAGCCCUGUCUGGAGUCCACAUCACUCUCUCGCCAAAACACAUCGGCCCAGAUUUUCCAAGCCCAGCAGCCACAGAAGCGGAAAUGAGACGGGGUGAUGUGUCUAAGUCCGGGUCUCACCCAGUAACUUCAGGUACGCCAAGCCUCUUGUUAGAACCUACCUUUAAGUUAAAGGCCUCCGAACUUUACCCGCCGUCCCAAGACUCUGCGUACUUCCCGAGAGGGGCGUCCUCUCCGGGCCCGUGCUUCAGCCACCUCCGUAGUUCAGAAGUAGCGAAUGUAGCUCCAUGCCAGAGUCAGGAACUGUUGGGAAACAGACCGAGUUGUUCAGUCCCAGGUCAGGAAAGCACUGGUGUUCCGGGCUCAGGCGGGCAGGACGGAGAAAGGUACGGCAAGGUUACGGUUUCUUCCCAGACGGAAAGUCUCACGUCCGAUGCCAUCACUCAGAUAACCACUGAAAGCCCUGAAAAGACUACCUAUUCUGCAGAGAUAUUCGUUAGCGAUGAUGAUGGAAAACUCAGCGCCGGCAGGUCGUCUCGCUGGCAGAGUCACGAAAUCCCGCGCCCCGCCCCCUCCGCUCUGGACGAGGUCUCCGUUUUGGACAGACACGCUGGUAAGCCUCACUUGCUGCCGUAUAAGCCACCUGGGAGCUCCGAGAUGUACUAUGUCCCGUGUCCCAAGGAAACGCUCCGGCUGUCCCGCGUCAGGUCCGGGACCACCGUGGAGAGUUCCCACUCAGGAUCGAACGAUGCCGUCCCUCCGGAAUUUCCAAGCCAGCUGCUCGGCUCAAGGGACGAGAGCUCCCAGGAUGGCGUGGCCAUCAGGCACAAAGAGGGCAUCUACAGCAAAAGGGCUCUGCCCAAGAUUGCUUGGGCAGAAGGGAAAGCGGCCGCCCAGGAUCGCGUCCAAGAAAGCGCCAAAACCAGAAGUUCCUUGGAAUCUGUUGAAGCUGCCCAUUCGGUCUUCCGAUCUUCCCAGUUCUACCUGCACCCUCCAAUGCCUCUGCAACACGAAAUUGACUUCCACGCUGGGAGUGAGGCCUUGGAACAGUCCACGGGGAAGGAGCGCCCAGGGUCCCCGUCGAGACACUUCUUCCAAUAUAAGGGAACGUCGGAGAGGAGCCAGCCCCCUUUCUCUCUGCAUCAACCCGCCGGGGAGCUGAGGUUUUCCCCGCUGGUCCCUGAACUGGAUUACAGUUCGAUUCAGGAGGUGUCGGGCACGGAGACUCGCAAGAGAGAGACUCCAAGAAAGGAAGCCCAACCCAAGGCCACGAAAGCUAGGCACCAAGCAGCCAAAGAACUCCCCCUUCCAGGCAGCCAGAGGAUUCAUUUCAAAGAGCGACAAGCAGCUGAGCUUCCCCACGGGCCAACCGUUCAUUUCACCGACGGCUUGGAUGAACUCUGGUCCAAAUACUUAGAGCGUCGCCAGCAGGAACGGCACCCCGGCAACAACGAGCUCUCUCUCGUCGAGCGGCUCGAUCGCUUGGCCUGGCUCCUUCAAAACCCCGCUCGGCGUUCGCUGGCUCCCGCAAACGAGGAGCAGAGCGACGUCCAAGAGAAAGGGAGGCGAAGAGAGCCAAAGAGGAUCAGAGCCCACGGAAAACCCCAGGAGAGCAAAAGUAAUCCGGUAGCCCAAGCGGAAGGGAAUCACGACACCGCUGACGAUCUGAGCCUCCCGAGAGAUACUAAAGCUGCUGCCCUCCCUCACAGAGUCUUGGAACCAGGUCUGAACUCAGAGACCCCCAGCGACAUCUCUUCAGAAGCAAGGCCUGGCAAAGGCUCCAGCGUGUUAACAGACCUCAGCGCCUCCGAAUCGGAUGCGGCGACCCAAGAAGAGGCCACCCCUCCCACCGAGGCGAGCGUCUCCGUUUCCAGCAUCGACACCGCCCGGCUGGUGAGGGCUUUUGGGCACGAGAGGGUGUGCGCGUCUCCCAAACUGUCCCAGCUGUACAGCACCAUCCACCUGCAGAGGAGCCAAUCCGAAAAGCGGGGCAAGGGGAGCAGGAGAGGCCCAGGAGCAGAGCCCCCGAAGACGGCUUGGCCCGAGCACAAGAGGAAGGGCACUCAGGCCACGUACCCUGUCAGUUCCUCGGACUCCGCUUCUACUCCCGCUGCCUCCCGAGGACCCAGCUCUGCUCUGAGCCACAAACGAACCACGCGGAUGUUAAACAAGGCUGUGCAGGCAGGAGACUUCGAGAUCGUGAACAGCGCGACUAGGAAGCACACCCGAGACGUCGGCUUGACCUUCCCCACACCGCCGGCCAGCCAGACGAAGCUGCGGGGAGAUCGCUGGGACGGAAGAGAGGAGAAGUUAACAUGGGCAGAUGGGCCGCUCUCAGGAAGCAAAGGCAAACACAGGAAACGGCCGAGUGGCUGGGCUGCGGAGAGGAGGACAGCGAGGGACAAGCUGAAGUGGCUGGAAGGAGUUUCCUGGUUUGUUCCCGCAGAGGAGUUAAAAUCCGAUCCCCAGAAAGGAACCGGAUCAGGUGCUGUUCCCAAACCUGGCCCCUCCUGGUUUGAACCGCUAACGGGCACCAAGCCGUGGCGGGAGCCUCUCCGCGAGAAGAACUGGCCAGAGGACCUCGGCGGCCUCCAGGCGCGCUUGGCGGCUCCAGCGAGAGACGCAGAGAACAAGCCGCCACCUCCUCGUGCGAAACUGUCGCUGCAGGAGUCUCUCAUUCUGCACCGUCCCGACUUCAUUUCCCGCUCCGGGGAGAGGGUGAAGCGCCUGAAGCUGAUCAUGGAACAACGGAAGCUGCGGAGCGUUCUGCAAAGCGAAAGGGACCAGUUGUCCGGUUGCCCCGAAAAGAGGAGGGUUUAUCAGAACGGCCUCGUGUCCAAUGGAGCCUUUCAAGCCAUCCGAAGAGCCAGGUUGAUAUCCAAGGACGAAAUGGUUCAGCGAUCCAAACGGAUCUACGAACAGCUGCCGGAGGUGCGGAAAAGACGAGAAGAGGAAAAGAGAAAAUUGGAAUAUCUGACCUACAGAAUGAAAGCCCAGCUUUAUAAAACGAAAAUCACCAACCGCGUCUUGGGAAGAAAAGUACCCUGGGAAUGAUGUUGGACCCGCCCCCCGCCUUCUGUGUCAAUAAAGUCUGUGGCAUACAGCGGAAUUUUCAUCAAAUUUUCCUGUGUAAGCAGAAAGCUCUGUGUGAAUAGAAUACUAAAGGCAAGUUUCCAGUUAUGCAGGACAAAUUUAAUGCAUUUCAGGUCACAUUCUGCCGUGCCCUCCUAUCUAACAUAACACGGCUGUUUGCUGUGGAUUGGAAAGCCAGCGAUUUCGCGAAGAUUUUUUUAAAACAAAAAACAAAUAAUACGUUUCUGAUAAACUUUUUUCAGUAGCGUGCCUCUCUGGCCCCGAAGAAGGUGGCUUUUUUAAAAAAAACCAAACAAAUAUAAAUUAAUUCUAAAUCAGUGGUUUGCGUGCAGCAUUUUUUUUUUCUUUUUAAAAAUGUAUUUAUUUUUUUGAUACUUCAAUUGGGGGAGUUUUUGUACUGUUUCUAGCGAAAAACCUUUCUGUGUGUGUGCUUUUUGUUUUGUUUUGUUUCUGAUGCUGGAGAAGAAAAAUUAAAUAAUUAAACUAAACUUAAAAGUC
Heteronotia binoei (common prickly gecko) is the source of this 9180-nucleotide messenger RNA. It is a transcript of the gene ALMS1, whose product is annotated as ALMS1 centrosome and basal body associated protein. The record is from RefSeq and is a predicted model, not a curated record. Lineage: Eukaryota; Metazoa; Chordata; Lepidosauria; Squamata; Gekkonidae. Gene Ontology annotation, biological process: regulation of centriole replication. Bases 1 to 8643 code for a protein of 2880 amino acids. Gene Ontology annotation, cellular component: centriole; centrosome; cytosol. The transcript has 19 exons.